This is a messenger RNA of Suillus bovinus, 186 nucleotides long. RefSeq lists its product as uncharacterized. The transcript has a single exon. NCBI's taxonomy places the organism in Eukaryota, Fungi, Basidiomycota, Agaricomycetes, Boletales, Suillaceae. The record is from RefSeq and is a predicted model, not a curated record. The annotation marks the transcript as partial.
AUCACUGCACAUAAAUUGCAGGGCCAAACAUUAGAGAAAGUUAUUAUUGACCUUAGCUCGAAAUGGUGCCGAGGAGCUGAGAAACCAUAUGUAAUGGUAUCACAUGUGAGCUCCCUGCAAAGCCUAUUCAUCCUACGUCCAUUUAAUUACAACAAAAUUUGUUCUCACCCAUCACAAGACAUCUGA